Stegastes partitus (bicolor damselfish) is the source of this 1024-nucleotide messenger RNA. RefSeq names its product natural killer cells antigen CD94-like. Gene Ontology annotation, biological process: regulation of natural killer cell mediated cytotoxicity. Gene Ontology annotation, molecular function: signaling receptor activity. Gene Ontology annotation, cellular component: cell surface; plasma membrane. The transcript has 6 exons. NCBI's taxonomy places the organism in Eukaryota, Metazoa, Chordata, Actinopteri, Pomacentridae. Bases 61 to 702 code for a protein of 213 amino acids. The record is from RefSeq and is a predicted model, not a curated record.
AUGGGUAGUACAGUACAGGUCACAUCUUACAGUUAGUCUAACAGAGCUGCAGUGAGGAGAAUGGAAAUGGGACAAUAUGUCAACUUGUCUGCUGAUUCAGAGAGGAAUCUUUCAGAGGGGAGAGACAACUGCCAAUCAGAAACAGUAGGAUGGUCAAAAGUCUACAAGUUGGUUGGAGUCAGCUUCGGCCUGCUGUGCAUCAUACAGUCCGUCCUCAAUGUCUCUCUUCGCCUAUAUACAACUGACAUCAGCACCCUGCCUCUGGGGGAUAGCCAACCAAACAUAACAGAGCCAGAGACCGGAAACACCAGCCUGAUCAUAUCUGACCAGGGAUGCCCAAGAUGUCCCUCUGGAUGGAGGACAUACAUGUCCAGCUGUUACUGGCUUUCCGCUGAAAGAAAGAACUGGAUGGACGCCAAAGAAGACUGCAGUUCGAGAGGAGCUCAUCUGCUGAUUGUAAACGAUGACGUGGAAGGGGAUAUUCUCUAUGUUUUUGGACCUGAGCGCGUGUGGAUCGGUUUGAGCUAUCAACAACAAAGGUGGACGUGGGUGGACGGAAGCAUUCUCUUAAAUCCUGAGAGGCGGCCGAGAGGGAAUCAACGUGGAAACUGUGUCGUUGCUGUCCAAGACUCCUUCGUGACCUUCACCAGCGCUCUGUGCAGAGAGUCACAUUCUUGGGUGUGUGAGAUGGAGCUGAAGUGAUACACCAGCUUGGGCAACUUUAAAUAUGUGUCAGAAGCCGUUUAAUCAUUAAGUUACACAUCGACAAACACGGUUGCACACAUUGUCACACACACACACACACACACACACACACACCACUGAACUAUUGUAUAUAUUCAUUUCAUUCAUUGUUGAUUUUUUGAUAUUUAAUCUCAUUUCUCUCCUGCUGGUUGUAAUCUAAUGACACGUUCUUUUUAUUGCUGUAUAUUAAACGGGGAGGGAGAAAAAAAAACAUGUAUGUUGGGGUUGGACUGUUUAAAGCUUUAUCCAUCUUUUAAAAUAAAACCUUUCCCCUGCUUGA